GCCUGCAACAUCCGAUUCAGCCGCCACGAUAACUACAUUGUCCACAAGCGAUUCUACUGCGCCUCGAGACAUGAUCCCUCCAACCAGCGGGCCAAUUCUGGUAAGACUGCCUUCCUUCCCCAACCUAUACGCACACGCAAGCGCAAGAAGAUGUAUGAGAUCCACAUGGCUCAAACUGAGGCCUUGGCCAAUGCCACUGCUUUGCCGGCAGCAACAAGUCUGGGGGUGAAACAAGAGGGCCCUUCCGUUCCUCCAUUGCCCCAAGUAUCCACUCCAACACGCAGCUCAAGUCCUGAAGGUGACGGACCCAUCGACUUGAGUAAAAGACCCAGACUAAGAGAAAGCCAGAGAGGGAGCAGUAUUCCCGCUCUGCCUCUUACUGACUACCACAAGUGCACUGCCUGCAGCAUUAGCUUCAAUAGCAUAGAGAACUACCUAGCCCACAAGACCUACUACUGCCCUGCAACUAACCUGCACCCACACACUAUGGAACAGCUUAACCGGUUGAAGAGACCUGCUUCCACCUCACCAAAGAACCGUGCUGUCGACUUGCACCCUGAUGCCAAAGGGCUUCAGACAGGUAAAACCGCAGCGGUUCUGCAUCUAUCCGCUCUACCUAGCUCUGAAUCCCCUCCUCCACAUGUGCAGGGACCAAAGACCCCCAGCACCUCCCCAGUGGUGUGUCCUUACUGCCCUCCCAACAGACCGCUGACCUGUGAUCUGAUGGAGCAUUUUAAAACGACUCAUGGUCUGGUGCUCACACUUCAACAACAUUCGGAGAUGCAGUCCUCUAGAGUCAGUCCUAGUUCUAGCCUUAGCCCACGGGAAGGAGCUCCUCUCACACCACCUAAAAAACCAAGCCCUCGGCACCGUAAGGACAGUGUGAAUGGCCGGAGCAUCAAGGUGGAAGCAACCUCUCCUUCCUCACCUGUGCUUAAUGGAAGUCCGCUAGAAACCCAGUCCGUGGGGUCUGGUUCUCCAAAAACUGCACCCCCUGCCCUCUCCCCUACAGGAGUAACUGUGUCACCUGUGCCUGAAACGUUAAGAGAGGUGGGGCAGCUAGGCCACACCCCAUUACCCACACUCCUCUCUGAAAAGACAGGCCUUGCUGUAAACCAUGUCCAUACAACUCUGCCCACGCCUAAAACACCCCUCGCCUCUCCUCUGCAGAACGGGAACACCCGCUACUGCCGGCUGUGCAACAUCAAAUUCAGCAGCCUCUCCACAUUCAUUGCACACAAAAAAUACUACUGUUCCUCUCACAGUGCCGAACAUGUCAAGUGAGCCCUUUACCUAGUCAAUUCUGCCAUUCUUCUUAUGCAUAGACGUGCCAAUCAAGGCACUGCCGACCUGAUCCAGACAGAGCAUGAUAGCGGGACUGUUACUAGCCAGAUAUGGACAUCUCCAUACCGACCAUGUUAUCUGGUGUUGUUACUAUGGCAACUUAUUACAUGUUAUGGGUCAAGUUUGUCUUACACUAAGAGAUGAGACUACCUGCACACAGAAUGUGCCCCACUGACCUAUUCCCUCAUCCAUGCAGACUUCUUUCAUCUGUGAGUUUCUAAAUCUGCUGAUGGAAAGUGACAUCUUGCCCUUUAAUUUGCUUUGAAAAUGCUGUUUUAAUCACUCCUAUGUUCAUUUUAAUCAAUGAUGGCAUUGUAUAUUUGUAAAAGAUUGUUUGACUGAGCCAUUUUCGUUUUGUUUUAAAUCGCUGAUUUGGGGUUAAUUCUGACCCCUAGUGGAGGUCUUUAUAGAACCCAGUUUGCAGAUUUUUGUCAAUACACUGACUCGAGAGGG
Sinocyclocheilus grahami is the source of this 1797-nucleotide messenger RNA. Its product is annotated as zinc finger protein ZFPM1-like. The record is from RefSeq and is a predicted model, not a curated record. NCBI's taxonomy places the organism in Eukaryota, Metazoa, Chordata, Actinopteri, Cypriniformes, Cyprinidae. Gene Ontology annotation, cellular component: nucleus. Gene Ontology annotation, molecular function: RNA polymerase II-specific DNA-binding transcription factor binding. The annotation marks the transcript as partial. Gene Ontology annotation, biological process: heart development; megakaryocyte differentiation; negative regulation of transcription by RNA polymerase II. The transcript has a single exon.